AUGGCUUACCGGCUCCAAGGACUUCGGAGCUGCGACCUGACGGCCCUGAUUGCAGCCCUCCAGGCAGACAUGAAGCUCCAGAGCGGAAUGGCCUACCACAGGCGAUUGGCCAACCGGACUUUUGUCAAGCUCAUCGUGAAGGCCGGUGGACGAGUGCGGGGAUUCUCCAUGGAGGGUGCCUGGCUGGGAGACAGGAAGAGGCUUCUGUCCGGGUUGGAGGUCACUGAGGUGGCGGACUUGGAGCAGACAAUCCUGCCCCUGGAAGAGCAGAUGACUCAACUCUGGACUCUGCUCCGUGCGGAGCCCUGUGCGGUGGAGCAGUUCCUCCUCUCCGUGCUGCAGCCGGGCGUUGGGACCGUGGAUGUCAGCGACCACCAGCUGACAGCAGCGGGCCAGGACCUGGCGGGAGAGCAGCUGUUUGGACUCUGCCUCGGCUUCAGCGGGACUCCCAACGACCUUCUGCCGAGUCGCUUGGGUCGUUGUUGCUAUGCGGAUGGCGUUGACGGUCGAAUUCUUGGAACUUUGGCCAACACUGACGUGGUCAGCGUGGUGGAAGUAGAUGCUGACUGGACACCGCGAGCUCUUUUAAAGCUCGCCGCUGGUGUCGGUGGCCCCUGCUUCAAUGCUUUCAUUGAUGUGGGAGCACUGAUCACUGGGCUCAGCAACCAAGAGACGGCUGACUACCUUCUCCGCGUUGGUCUACAGGACUUUGCUGGUGUUGUAUUCUUCAGCAUGAAUGGCGAGCGACUUGUCCUUCUUCGUGACGGAUGGAGGGUUGUUGAGCUGGCACAGUGCGGACUUGCCCCAUCUCAACGUUUUACCUUCUAUGACCACGUCCACACGACGGGCAUGGACAUCAAGCAGCCUCCUGCAGGGCGAGCGGUGCUUACCAUGAACAAGGACACAACACUGCGAGAUUUUGCCCAGGGAGCUUAUCGCAUGCGCGGCCUGGGUGCUGGACAGCGGAUUUCCGUACUGAUGACUCCCGAGGUAGCAACGCUUGUGCAUCAAUGCCGUAAGGCUUGCAGACUUGCCAGCGGGCGUAUCUCCGUCACCUUGGAAAACUUCCUCAGCCCAAGCUCGCCGACAAGCUCACCCACACGACAGCAGGAUGCGGACCCCGUGGUCUAUGUGCUGGUCUGGUCGACGGCCAACGGCAUCCGUCAGGAAUGCCGCAAGCAGCGCCUGCUGUGCCAACAGAACUUCCGCGACGUUUGGAAGCGAAAGGCCCGGCUCAAGCUGGAGAGUGUGGCCGUGGCUGCCAUUGACCCCAACAACAAAAGUGCCGUAGACAGUCUUCGCGCUGUCUCCACACAGGUGGCGCUCGAGGAUCUCAGGAGCCGACCUGAAUUUUUCGGAUUGCCGGCCAGAGCAGAGCUGCAGAACGAAAAGGAAGCCGGUUUGCAGGAGAAGCUGCGGAUGGAGCUCUCCAAGCGGAAGUUGAGUCCAGCUGAGCGUACAGAAGCCGAGGCUGUGCUGGCGGAUUGCUGGCCCCCAGAAUGCGAAAUUGACUGGUUUGACGAGGCACCCAAGGGCGAUGCCAUGGAAGGAGAACAAGUCCAGGAAGAGGAGCAAGAAGAAGAGCAGGAGCAAGAGCAGGAACAAGAACAGGAAGAGGAACAAGAGAAGGAGCAAGAACAGGAGGGCCUCCCUGAGGAGCCAGCCAAUGAGAAGUUCUCCCGUGCAGAUGAGCGACAGCAGCCCUGGAGUCUCGGCAGCCUGGGCCACCUGCCCAGCAAGUCCUUUACAAACUCGCCCGCGCCCCCCUUCUACCCACUCUCAGAUUUCGCAGUGCAUCGUGGCAUGAUGGGAGGGGAUUGCAACUUCUUGGACGAGUUGCCUUCUUUCCUGAUGGUGAGCGACAACUACUACCGCAAGGCUAGGGGGGACGAGAGUCGUAUAAGCCAGACGUUCAUGGCCCUGUAUCCUGGCCAUUUCCACAAGCUUCGCCUGCUUUUUGAGCUACAUCGAUUGGAUGAGGGAGAUGCAUCGAGUGACAACAUCUGCGGUGAACAUCUAACUGCGCUUUACAAGUCAUUGGGUUUGUGGGGCACAGAAUGCACAGAUGAGUCUUGCACUUUCGGGGCCUUGCAGCGUGGCAUGGCCACCCAGUCCCUCUACAAAUACCAGGCAGGUCGUUUCUUUGUGGCUCUCAGCCUCGAGGAGGCCCAACAUCUUCGCGCAGCCCUCCAUCGCUUGGAAUUCCGGGGUGCUCCAGAGCUCUCGAAGUCUCGCCUGGCCCUGCGAUGCCUGGGACCGUCUCCACUCACAUUGGGUCACGAGAACCGGAGUCGCUUCGUGUUGGCCGCCUUCGGCGAGCCCCUGCAUGCAGCCCUGGCGCCCCGACAUGACCUGGAGGCAGCCGAGCAGUGCUUCCACUUUACCAACUGCGAUGACCUUCCGCGCUCACAGCUGCAUAUCCUUCUUCGGGCCAUCCGCCGGGCGGAGCCCGAGAAGCGACUGAGGUGGUGGCAGGAUCUCCGCCGGUGUCGUCGACGUACAAGGGAGUCAUGGAAGAGGCUACCGAUCAGCCCUGUGUUCGUGGAGAGAGAUGAAUUCAAGGCCUUGGCUAGCGACGCGCUACUCCAGCGGCUGCGCAGAUCUCUGGCAGAACGGCAGCUUUGGCCGGCAGACGUCUUUCACCUGCUGGACACUCACAGCUGCGGGAGCCUGGGGAUGGCCGAAGUCGAGCGUGGAUUGGAGUGGAUGCUGGGCAUUGAGAAGAAGUCGUCAGCCUCGUCGCUUCGCAUUGGAGCGCGCUUCCCUGCAUUGCUAGAUGCACUCUUCCGCGCAUUGGAUGAAGAUGGCGAUGGCCGCAUCAACGUGGAGGAGUUCAAGGCGGCUUUGGAAACUGAUGGGUAG
Messenger RNA from Symbiodinium pilosum, 2862 nucleotides. The record is from the annotation of a GenBank genome assembly. Lineage: Eukaryota; Dinophyceae; Suessiales; Symbiodiniaceae.